AUGAAGAUGAUGCUCAAUGAAGACCCUCCAUUCGACGAUGAAUUUCACAAGUUUCUCAAUUUUGGAAAAAAAUUAGGGUUGAGUUUCGCUUUCGUACCUGCAAAUAACACUGCUCCUCAUGAUCAUCGUGAUGUUGUUUCUAUUCAACAACCUUGUAAUAAUCAACAAGACAAAGAUGAGAUGAUCGAAAAGUUCAAACAUGGAUCGCUUCAUCUUCUCGUAUCAACCAAUCUUCGCGAUCAAAUUCAACCUAAUUUAAUCGACUCUACGGAUUGCGCAUUGGUAUCAGAGUAUGAAAGGAUACAAAGGUGCAAUGACUUGGCAUUCAAUGAAACAAACCAGUUUUGGGAUUCCGAUAACGAGACUUUUCUCAAGUUUAUAAUCGCCAAAAAGAUUCAACAAAUUGUAUUUUUCAAACAGUCCAUCAAAGCAAAAGCCGAUGAAUUGAUCUAUAUUCUCAACAAAUCUCUGCGUCCCAGAUCCAUCAUUAACUUGCUAUUCGCGAAGCAAAUUCUGGCUUUCUGCGAAAAGAGGUUGAGCUUCUACGACGGGUUUGCUCCAAUAUAUGCCCAGGUCAUUGUUCUUGUGACUUCAAAACUCCCUCACUCAAUGGACUUCUUUAUAGCUGAGUUAAACAGGCUGUGCAUCUACACUGUCCCAAAACACAGAAACUACUUAGAGUUUGCAUUCGAGUCGAAAGAGGCAUUUUAUCGAACAGUUGGGUACAGAGAACAAGAUGGGAAGAUUGAAAGCGAUGUCAGUUACUUAGAACGGUUGGCAAAUUAUAUGAGACUAUACGGGGCGCUGGUCCAGACAGAGGUCGAGGGGGCGGAGAAUUGGCAUGGGAUAAUGCACGGGUGGGCGUGGCUGGUGAGGUUCUUGAUGGGGCUUCCUGCCAAUGUGUAUACUGCUGUGGCGCUCGAGGCGUUUCUGAGCAUGGCAGGUUAUAAGCUUCACAACAAGUACAAAAUUCACUUCAUAAGGAUGAUGAGUAUUGUGUCUGAGCAGUUUUUGGAGGAGCUGAAAAGAGAGGGGGAUCAGAAGGCGGUGGCAGUGCUCGCGAGGAUUCAGAAAUAUAUUGAAGGUAGGGAGUUUUUGCAAGAACCAGAAGGGUGCAGGGCAACUUAUUAUGGCUGA
This is a messenger RNA of Camellia sinensis, 1137 nucleotides long. Lineage: Eukaryota; Viridiplantae; Streptophyta; Magnoliopsida; Ericales; Theaceae. The record is from RefSeq and is a predicted model, not a curated record.